UGUACUGAGGAAAAACUGAUGGUAUGGAGUGGAAUGAGGAACAUGGAAAGAUCUGGAGAAUGCUGAGGAUGGGGGAACUCUGACAGGUGUUAUAAUUUCAAGAAAUGCUGUGACAUAUUUGAAGAACAGCACUCACAGAAACUUCUGUUGUGUGAAAAUUUUUAAAACUAGAAUGGCCUUGAAAAAGACACCUAAACUAUUUAAGACAUUUUUUCACUGGAAACUUUGGAAGUUUAGCAUUAUUGUAUUUGUCUUUCUGGUAUUUUUAUUUUUAUUACAAAGAGAAGUGGGUGUUCAAGAUUUUAAGGAUGAAGCAGGGAUUGAGCCAGUUGUUGGAAAGAAAAGUCAUGUAUUAGGUCUUGUGUUAAAUGCUAUGAACAAUAUCAAAGGUGCAAAGCCCAAAAUGCAGAUAAAAGCACCCAUUAGGCAAACUAAGGUUCCUGGAGAGAGACACUGCUUGCCAGGGCACUAUACUCCAGUGGAACUGAAACCCUUUCUGGAUCGGCCUCUUCAAGAUCCUAAUGCUCCUGGAGCUUCUGGCAAAGCAUUUAAAACCAUCAACCUAAGUUCAGAAGAACAGAAAGAGAAACAGGCUGGAGAAGAGAAACACUGUUUUAAUGCAUUUGCAAGUGAUAGGAUUUCUUUACACCGAGAUCUUGGACCAGACACUCGACCUCCUGAAUGUAUUGAACAAAAGUUUAAGCGCUGCCCGCCGUUGCCAACCACAAGCAUUGUCAUCGUUUUCCAUAAUGAGGCGUGGUCAACUCUGCUCAGAACUGUGCACAGUGUGAUGUACACAUCUCCUGCCAUCCUGCUGAAAGAGAUUAUUUUGGUGGAUGAUGCCAGUGUAGAUGAAUACCUGCAUGAUAAACUAGAAGAAUAUGUGAAACAGUUUCAGAUAGUUAAAGUAGUCCGUCAGAAGGAAAGAAAAGGUCUGAUCACUGCACGGUUGUUGGGAGCUUCAGUGGCAACAGGAGAGACCCUCACCUUCCUGGAUGCUCACUGUGAAUGCUUUUAUGGCUGGUUAGAGCCAUUAUUAGCAAGAAUAGCUGAGAAUCCUGUUGCUGUUGUAAGCCCUGACAUUGCUUCUAUCGAUCUCAAUACCUUUGAAUUCAGUAAACCAUCUCCUUAUGGGCAUAGCCACAACAGAGGAAAUUUUGAUUGGAGUUUGUCAUUUGGAUGGGAGUCUCUUCCUAAACAUGAGAAUAAAAGAAGAAAGGAUGAAACCUAUCCAAUUAGAACACCUACUUUUGCUGGAGGUCUCUUUUCAAUAUCAAAAGAGUACUUUGAACACAUUGGAAGCUAUGAUGAAGAAAUGGAAAUAUGGGGAGGUGAAAAUAUAGAAAUGUCUUUCAGAGUAUGGCAGUGUGGUGGACAGUUGGAGAUCAUGCCUUGCUCUGUUGUUGGCCAUGUCUUUCGCAGCAAGAGUCCCCACACUUUCCCAAAAGGUACUCAGGUGAUCACACGGAACCAAGUUCGCCUUGCAGAAGUGUGGAUGGAUGAAUAUAAAGAAAUAUUUUACCGAAGAAACACAGAGGCAGCAAAAAUUGUGAAACAAAAGACAUUUGGAGAUAUAUCAAAAAGACUUGCUUUAAGGGAGCGCCUGCAGUGUAAAAAUUUUACCUGGUACCUCACUAAUGUUUAUCCAGAAGCAUAUGUGCCAGACCUGAAUCCUUUGUUUUCUGGAUAUUUAAAAAAUAUAGGUAACCGCAUGUGUCUGGAUGUUGGUGAAAAUAACCAUGGUGGCAAACCACUGAUUAUGUAUUCUUGUCAUGGACUUGGAGGAAACCAGUACUUUGAAUAUUCUGCACACCAUGAAAUUCGCCAUAACAUUCAGAAGGAGCUUUGUCUGCAUGCUUCCAAGGGACCUGUGCAGCUUCGAGACUGCUCUUACAAAGGCCAGAAAACCUUUGCUGUUGGGGAGGAGCAGUGGCUGCACCAGAAGGAUCAAACUCUGUACAAUGAAGCACUACAUAUGUGCCUUACAGGAAAUGGAGAGCAUCCGAGUUUGGCAUCCUGUAAUCCAUUAGACCCCUUCCAGAAGUGGAUCUUUGGCCAGAACGAUUAAUAUUUGAUAUUACAGGCCACAAGCAUUUUAUUAAAAGAAAAGAACCAUUCUGAACUGUGAUCAUAUGCUUAUACUGGAUUUUUUUGUGAUAGUUUAAAUGCAGAAUGUUUAAACAGUUUCUUUUCCCUCUUAAGUUGGAUAUAAAAUGUGUCAUAAGAGAUUCCCUGGGACUCUGGUAUACCAAAGAUCAUUGGGAUCCUGGUUAUAUUUUGUUUACAAUAUUUCUAUGAUAAGACUUUAUAUGUUGACCACUGAUUUAUGGAUCCUGUUAGUUCUCUUACCUUAGGGGCCAUAUGUGGGGUUUUUUUUGACAUACUGUAAGUACUUCUGAAGAAAACUAAUUUUCUCUGUAGUGUCGUGAGAAAUUAUUGUCUGCUGUCUAAAACCCAAUACACUUUAUAUGUAUGUUUUUAUGCUCAAAUGGCUGACUUUAUUUUUUAUUAUAAUUUCCUUUACUCAGUGAAACUUUCUCAAUAUUUUUUUAGUUUCUUCACUUAAAAAAUUAGACCAUCAGGUCAAAUCCAAAUAGGAUACGACAUUGUGCUCAGCUUCUAGGAAGUCAGUUGUUUUUUAGAAGAAAAAAAUAAUUUCACUAAAAUAUGUAUUUAUGAUUAUUUUCAAGGAAAAUCUGCUUAUUUUGAUACUAAUAUUUUGUUUAGCCAAAACUUCUUGUAUAGUUUUUUUAUAUUUCAUGCACUUAAAAAAUUAUUAUGAAGUUUUAUUGUGGUAGACUCCUGAGCUGCUUAACAUUCACACAUUUUUCAGCAUUCUGUUCAUUACUGUUUGUAAAUUACAUGUUAUCUAGUAAACCUCUGCCCCUACCUUCUAGUGUUUUAUGCAAUAUUUACCUCAGAGGUUUCUAAUGUUAUCCAUAUGUAAUUUCUUGUGCCAACUCUUGCAUAUUAUUUUUUUUUCUUGUUUGAUUUCCUUGUUACAAAGGACUGAUCUCAGAUUUAUCAGUCUGAGUGAGACCUUGGCCUUCCUAACUAUUCUGCUAAUUAUAGAAAAGAAUAUAGCAUCAUCAAAUAUAUAAUACAUUUUUUAAAAUUUAUAAAGUGAAGACAAAAGUAUUUGGCUGCAUGAUCAAAUAUAAAGCUGAGAAGAAAUUUGAAGGAGUGGGUAUUAAAGGCCAAAUAGGACAAAAAUACACUAAUAAUAAAUCUGUUCUUUUGUUCUAGUAAGUAAUAUCAUUACAGAUAAAUGUUAACUUAAGUCUGGUGAAUAAUGGAUGAUGAUGUGGAGGUUUUUUUUACUUCUGUGGUGGGGAGAGAGCCUGUUUGUAAUUUAAUGGUACCUAGUUCCAUUUCUGAAUAAAAGCAAGUAAAAUUCUUUUCAGUACUUGUAAGUCAUCUAAAAGACAAAAAAGCGUAUAAGCAAGGACCAAUGAUAAUUUACCAGAAGCUUUAAUGCUGAUUUAUUUUUCAGGUUUGACAAUGCCUUUGAGUUGUGUCUCAGCUUUUGUAAGGCAACCUGCUGAGAGUAUCCCAGGAAAUUAAAGCUGUACAACUUAAAAUAACUUGAUACAGAGUGAACAGAAAUUGUUGAAAAGAGUGUGCCAGGAAGGGUUAUUUAUGCCACCGAAACUGGAAGGUUGUGUAGAACAACACUGCACAAAGAUCUCCCUGUGUCCUCUGAUGAAUAUUUUAAUUUGGUAAUGGAGUGUAAAGCAUUAUUACUUCUGCAGAUCAAACCAAUAUUUGAAGGCCAGUACACACAUUUGAUAAAAUGGGGGAAUUGAGGAAGAAUGUAACACAGGUCAGUGAUAAAAUUGUUGAAUAUGAAUGGAGGAUGGGAGAUUACACAGAGAGCAGCUGUGUUGUGUUGAACUUGGGUAUGGAAUGGAAACUCAGUGUCCGAGGAACCUGUUCUAGAAGACAAGCUAUUGAGCAUACCAGUUUAAAUGUACUUGUUCUUUUAGUUCUCAGUUCAUGUUAUAGAGGAAAUGCAUUAUUUUUAAUACCAGUAAAGGAUCUUUUCUUCAUGCACCCUGUUUCCUCUUAGAAGCUUGUCAUAUUGGGAUGUGCACAUGUGAAACAUCAUUUAGCUGCUCAUUUAUCAGUUGGGUUUUUGCCAUUUGUUUGGGGUUUUUUUUUAAGAGCUAACAUUUCAAACAAGGGUGGAAUUUCAAUUGCAAGGAAACGAGUGUUCUGUUGCACUUGGAAGUAGGAACUUCUUCCUAAACAAUGCUAGAGAAGCUCCACUUUGUGUAUUUUGGGUUUCCUGCAGGUGUAGCAAUAUAUGUAGGGGUUUCUUGCAGAGAUUAGGUAUAGCAAUUUACCUAGUUAUUAUAUUUUGUAUUUACUUCUAGAUAUAGAAAGGGAAAUUAAUUCUGUGAUUUAAAAAUGGUCUUUUAAAGAUUUUCCUUUCAUUUUUUGAGACUUCUUUUCUGGUCUAACAUAGGUCACUAGUACAAAACACAUAUUAUAUAUAAUAUUAUUAUGGCAUGUUAACUAUCAUAGUUCCUUAAACUGUGACAUCUUAGUCUGUAUUUUACAGUACCUAGUACAGUAGUUGUCUUGUACUCUCUACCACCUGCCAGAAAAGAAGGAAGCAGAUCUGUAAGCAGAGGAAAAUUUUAAAUUACUUUUUUUGUUCCGUUCUGUUUGAAGAUGUGAAACUAACUUUUAGGUCACAGUGACUAUUCUACUUCCAAAUAUUUGUGUGUGUACAUACAUACACAGGCAUCAUAUAAUACUAGGAGAGCAGUAAGAGAUCUGUAAAUAUGACUAGAGGUUUACGAAGUUGGAUUUUGGGGAUUUUUUUUUUUAGCUAAUAAAAAAGCAACAUCAUCUUCUGGCUGUUGAUAAUGUUCCCUUGAAAGUGGCUAAUAGUUUUAAAUAAUUAGAAAGGCUUGCUGACCAGCAGUUUGUUGCAGGGGGAUUCUCUGGCUCUUUUAUGUCUUUUGGUGUUUUUUAAGCCAGUUUCAGUAAGGUUAUAAUGCCCUUCUCUGCCCCUGUGCAGGGGACAAAGGUGAAGAGUAUUCCAUACACAGCAUGUAAAAAUUGGUACUUCCAUCAGAUGGGUGUAUGAAGUGCUGAAGGUUACUAGAACAGCUGGCAUCAGUGUUAACCUCCAUCUCACUGCUCUCCUACACAUCCAGGGAGUAAUCCCAAGUGCUGAAGAAGGCUUGACUUCAGGCCAGGCCAGCUGAGCCACGCUCCCAGCAGGACGAAGCAGUCCCAAACCUUUUGGGACUUCAGGGGCGGUGGCUCUGGGUGCCCUGCCUGGGAACAAGAGGGUCCUGCUGGUUCCUUGUGGCUCCACUUGUUAUGACACCUUGCACUGCAGUGGGAAUUUGCCAGCCCACCAUACCUGAGGAUUUUUUAUUUUUAUCACUUUGAGCAAUUGCUGCUUUAGUCUAGGGUGAGUAUAGAAUAACGUGAGUACUAUUAACAGAUCAGCCUACAAGGAACCUUAAGAGUUACAUCCUCCUACUGCUGAAGGGGCAUCCUGGGAUCUUGAAUUAGAACCAGCGUUGAAAGAUGUUUUAUGUUUGAUUGGAUCAGUGUGGCUUAGCAAGCCCUGGAGCAGCCCUUUCAGCCACAGUUCACAGCAAUGCCAAAAGCAGUCUAAUAGCAAAUAUUGGACUCCCAAUGGACUACAACCCUAAUUCCUGUGAGAACUUUCUAAUAAUCUAGAGCACAACCUCUCAUCUUUAUAGGGUUUUUUUUAAUACAAACAAUUUAGCUAUAUGCAAUUUAUCAUAUAAGCAAACUUAAGGACAACUUAUUUUUUAUAAAUGUGCAUUGCAGUUUGAAGAUAGCAGAGAUUGUGCAGUGAUUGUUAAUUAUUUUCUUAAUGAAGCUAUGUUGAUCAUCAAUUUUCAAAAUAAGCAGUUGUCCUGAAAUUUAGCAGUAUUCUUUGAAUACUGCUGUUGAAAUGAUCUGAUGUGUAAAAUUACUGCAAAUUGUCCACCAGAGAGAGCUGUUGCAAAAUUUUAUUCCAACAGCUGUUGAAAACAAUUGUUUCAUUACCUUAUUAUGAAUCAGGUACAUUCCCUGGCCACGGAAAAUUAUAGGCAGUAGUAUCAUUAAAGGGCAAAUGGAUAUACCUAAGAAGGCAUUUCUGUUUAUUUAAUUUAAUUGGCAUACAAAUAUUUAGAAACAAAAGAACACACACACAGAAAUUCCACACAAACUGCUUCUCCUUAUUGUAUCAGACUAUCAGGAAUGGGAGAAAUGGCUGAAAUUUCACAGAGUGCCUUUGGAGGCCCUGCAGGUGUCAGGGAGGAGGUGCAGCACUGAUGCCAGCUCUCUUGGCCGAGAGAGGCUCUCCAGUGACUGCAGAGCAGAAAUGAGACGCACAAUGCACUGGCAGCCAGGGUGUAACGUAGAAACCUGGUUUACUUCAUUGCAAACAAAUGGACAAUAUAUAUUGUACAAUAUAUAAUAAAAAUACAGCUGAUACAAGUGCCACUAAUUAACAAAAAAACUAAUAUUAAGACUUAAAAAUGCUCAUUUUUGUAAUAUAUACACUGCAGUAAUAAGCCACAAUAAAUACAUCAAAUUUCAUAUCAUUCAUAAUAAAUACGGAAAAUAUAAAUACAGAAGAAUACAGUUAAUUUGAAUAAAUUAUUACAACAUAAGAUCUAGGUUAAGUUCUGUUGAAUAUUAUUGUAGCUUAUAUUACCCUUUGGCAUCUUUGAUGUUACAACUUGUUUAAAAAAAGGAAAUUAAGGAAAUGUGUAGUUCAUGAAGCUUAAAAUUAUUUCCAUAUACAGAUUUUAAGAUGAACUUUCUUUCCCUUUGCUUCUUCAAACAGUUUAAAAGCAGCAGUCCAAAUAAAUAUCUUGCUUAACUGUUGAGACCUCCAUAAUUUUAGUAUGCAAGAUCAUCUGUAAUGGAAAAUGUUAAGUACGUAACAAUUACUUUUCUCAGAAAUUAGUAAUGUUAGAAGUAAUGUAGAAGUUUUAAACUAAUGGCUGCAAUUAUGCAUUUUUACUAGUCCCAUUUUAAUGGAUUACCUGUCUAAAAGACAAUCAACUUAAGUGCUUUUGAGUUUAUGCCAUUGUGU
Zonotrichia albicollis (white-throated sparrow) is the source of this 7081-nucleotide messenger RNA. RefSeq names its product polypeptide N-acetylgalactosaminyltransferase 3 (gene GALNT3). NCBI's taxonomy places the organism in Eukaryota, Metazoa, Chordata, Aves, Passeriformes, Passerellidae. Gene Ontology annotation, biological process: protein O-linked glycosylation. The record is from RefSeq and is a predicted model, not a curated record. Gene Ontology annotation, cellular component: Golgi apparatus. Gene Ontology annotation, molecular function: polypeptide N-acetylgalactosaminyltransferase activity.